AUGGGGGAGACCCCCUGCCCCGGGUGCCCCAUCUCCGGCCCCUGCUGCCUGGACGUUCAGGACACGAUCAUCCUCCUGGUGGCGCUCACCCUGCUGGUGCAGGUCGUCCUGAAGAUCGUGAUGGUGAUCUGCCGCCAGCUCUGGAGGCUGCUCACGGGGCUUGGAGGCAUUUUGGUGCCCAAGGCACCCCCAUCCCCGCUGCCCGACGCCACCAUCCGGAAGCCCCGCUGCCCGACGCACGACCCGAGCCCCAUCUCUCCCGGUGACCGGCGCUCCCCUCCCUGGGAGCUGCCCCUGCCUUGGCUCUGCCCCUGGAAACCUGUGCGGCUCACCAUGGACGUCAACCUGCACCAGGACCCACCCCAGCACGACCGUGAGCCCCCCCGGGGCCGCCCCGACGCCCUGGGGCCCUACCAUAACUGCACCUGCCCCCAGGCCGCGUCGGCCCCCUCUGCCCUGCCCCGCAAUGCCAGCCGCCCCAAGCCACGCCCGGCCACCAUCUCCCGCGGCACGGACGCCCGCCCGGUGCCCGGGCUCCGGUUCCACCCCACCAGCCGGGAGGAGCUGGCCUUGUCGGGGGCCAAAUCCCAGCGCCAGCGGCCCACCAAGGUCUACAUCUACCCGGUCCACCCGGAGACGCCUCCUGGCAGUCGCGACCCAUCGCCCGGGCGCCGGGAGCUGCGCUGGCAGGAUAGUGCGGGGAGGCCAGCAGGGGGCGCCAGGCAGAGCCGGGACCCAGCCACCGACACGACCGAGGAGGGGGCGGCGGAGAAGCCGGCGCUACCCGGUGGCCACGCCCGGUAUUUCAAAGUGCAGGAGCCUUCCAUGCAGGACUGGGUCUACCGGCCCAUCAAGGAGCCCCAGUGGAACUGGAACCAAGUGGGCUAAAGUGGGGAGCCUGCUCUCCCCCCCGCCCCAGCUUGGAAAAUAAAGAGUAAAGCCACAUAGCAUUGGUGGGUGCCUGGCCCAGCCCCCACUCUAACCACUCAAACCCACUCCCCUCCCAGAGCCGGGGAGAGAACCCAGGAGUCCUGGCUCCCAGCACCCCUGCUCUAACCCACCAGUCCGCACUCCCCUCCCAGAGCUGGGAGAGAACCCAGGAGUCCUGCCUGCAAAUCUCAUGCCACUGGGAUGAAUGGGCACUCACAAAUCAAGCCACCAUGGGAAUGUACGAGGAGGGGGGAUGGGGGCUGUGACAUCAGCGAGCAGUGUCUUCAGGGUUGGGGGGAGAUACCAAAGAACUACAGCUCCCAGCAUGCUUUGCGGGAUGGUUUUUCUCCUGAAGAAACUACAGCUCCCAGGUUGCCUAUAGCUCAGAAUUGCCUCUGGUUUCAGUGUUUCAUUUUAAUGCACAUGGGGCCCCGCAAAAUGUUUUCUUCCCAAAGGGACCCUACAGUGAUACCGAUGGGGGCCGAUGGCCGGCUGGCGGCUGAGACGGGGACCUACACUUCCAAGAGUGCACUGGGCAAGGGAUAGUGGCAGGACUACAAUCCCCAGGAGGCAAUGGGGGUAUUGACAGGAUUACAGUUCUCAGGGUGCAGUCAGGGUAUUCGCAGGACUACAAUUCCCAGGGUGCACUGGGGUUACUGGCAGGACCACAAUUCCCAGGGUGCAUGGGGGAGUGGCAGGACUACAAUUCCCAGGGUGCACUGGGGUAAUGGCAGGACUACAAUUCCCAGGGUGCACUGGGGUAAUGGCAGGACUACAAUUCGCAGGGUGCAUGGGGGAAGUGGCAGGACUACAAUUCCCAGGGCGCAUUGGGGGAGCAGCAGGACUACAAUUCCCAGGGUGCAUUGUGGGUAUUGGCAGGACGAC
Messenger RNA from Dermochelys coriacea (leatherback sea turtle), 1815 nucleotides. Its product is annotated as WAS/WASL-interacting protein family member 3-like. The transcript has 3 exons. The record is from RefSeq and is a predicted model, not a curated record. Bases 1 to 888 code for a protein of 295 amino acids. NCBI's taxonomy places the organism in Eukaryota, Metazoa, Chordata, Testudines, Dermochelyidae.